UUUUCUUUUAUUCUGUAAGAAAUCUCUAAAAUUUAAUGUCAUUUCCUGCAACUAUAGAGAAGGCUGAAUGAAACAUGAACAGGCUCUUUUUCAACUACAUUUCUCACCAACCCUUUUCAUUUUUGAGAAAGUAUUUUUCCUAGUUAUUUGUACAACGUCAACGUCCGUGAGACAACCAGAAACUGUGAAGAGCAAACCGGCCUGAAAUCCACCAGAGCUGCACACGUUUUCUUCUUCAUUUGAGCCUCAAGGCUCACACAGCCAGGUAUGUCUCUUCACCUCUGAAAAUCGUUAAACAGCCUCCCCACAGCGACAUACAAGUCAAAGGCACAGGUGUCAGGGCCAGAGUGUGAAAGGCACCCAACGAACUUUUUUCCCCCCUGUGAAGCAACACCUGCCUCCGGCUCUCUGUAUGCGAAGAGCUUAAGCGGAAACCAGCGAGGCCAGCGGAGACUACAAUUCCCAGCAGGCGUAACGGGAGCGGGGUCACGCACGCGCACUUCAGACCUUCGGAACGAAGGCCCGAGGCGGGGCUUCUAGGAGAGGAAAAUGGCAGCACGCCGGUUGCGCCUUGACGUGGGUCGGCUGUUUGCGAUGGGGGCAGAACUGGGAAGCGGAAGACGAGCUAACUGCACGUUCCAGGCCUUCGCGGAGGUUCUACGGCUGCCAAGCAAGCAACUGACGAAGCUCGUGUUCCCACUGCAAGAACUCGAGCGGCAUUUCGUCCCGGGCUCGAGGCCCGACCUUCACCUGAAAAUCUUCGACCCGAGCCUGGAUGACAUCGCGAGGGCGGAGAGCGUCUUCACGGCCUCCUCGUGGAACCGCAUCGAGUACCUCAGCUCCGCCGUGCGUCUCGACCACGCCCCGGACCUCCGCCGCCCUGAGGUGUGUUUUAUAGGCAGAAGCAAUGUUGGAAAAUCCUCUCUAAUAAAGGCUUUAUUUUCACUUGCCCCAGAGGUUGAAGUUAGAGUCUCCAAAAAACCGGGCCACACAAAGAAAAUGAAUUUUUUCAAAGUUGGAAAAUAUUUUACAUUGGUGGACAUGCCAGGUUAUGGCUAUAGAGCACCGGAAGAUUUUGUUGACAUGGUAGAAACCUAUCUAAAAGAAAGAAAGAAUUUGAUGAGAACAUUUUUGUUAGUGGAUAGUGUUGUUGGAAUUCAAAAAACAGACAACAUUGCCAUAGAAAUGUGUGAAGAAUUUGCAUUACCUUAUGUGAUGGUAUUGACAAAAAUUGACAAAUCUUCCAAGGGACAUCUUUUAAAACAAGUCCUUCAGAUCCAGAAAUUUGUUGACACUAAAACACAAGGAUGUUUUCCUCAGUUGUUUCCUGUAAGUGCUGUGACCUAUUCUGGAAUCCAUCUCUUGAGAUGCUUUAUAGCAAAUAUAAUAGGAAAUCAGGAGACUAAUGGCUUCCAGUUUAACUGAAGAUUCAAAAUUGUCUAUGCCAACUGAAGUUAAAGACUUAAAAUUGCAACAUUGUUUUAAAUGUUGUGUAUCUGUAACUUGCAGAAGGAUCACUUCAGCUUUAAAACCUGCAUAUUCCCAAAGCAAGAAAGAAUUUGUGCCUGCGGCAGGUGAUAGGUUUAUACAUGAUUGAAUUAUGCUGUUCAUUAGAAGAGAUACCAGCCGUUCUUCCUGUUUUAACAAACUGACAAACAAGAGCAUAUAGAGGUCCAUAAAAUGAAA
This is a messenger RNA of Kogia breviceps (pygmy sperm whale), 1686 nucleotides long. It is a transcript of the gene GTPBP8, whose product is annotated as GTP binding protein 8. The record is from RefSeq and is a predicted model, not a curated record. Lineage: Eukaryota; Metazoa; Chordata; Mammalia; Artiodactyla; Physeteridae. Gene Ontology annotation, cellular component: mitochondrion. Gene Ontology annotation, molecular function: GTP binding.